Gloeophyllum trabeum ATCC 11539 is the source of this 939-nucleotide messenger RNA. RefSeq lists its product as uncharacterized. Gene Ontology annotation, cellular component: ERMES complex; endoplasmic reticulum. The coding region runs from base 1 to 939 and encodes 312 amino acids. The transcript has 7 exons. The record is from RefSeq and is a predicted model, not a curated record. Gene Ontology annotation, biological process: phospholipid transport. NCBI's taxonomy places the organism in Eukaryota, Fungi, Basidiomycota, Agaricomycetes, Gloeophyllales, Gloeophyllaceae. Gene Ontology annotation, molecular function: lipid binding.
AUGGGCUCCUCUUCAAACUACAUAUUCACCCUUCAGCCCACCUUCACGCAGGGCCUCGUCAUCGGCCAAGUUUCUAUCCUUCUAUUGAUUUAUUUUAUUUUGAAGUACCUUUUCUUCGACGCGACCGCGAGCCAUGAGCACUCUUUCCAGCCUGCUCCGCGGAAGGUGGUACAGGUGGCAGAGGACGGUGAACCAACCAGCGGGGGCGAGGCCAAGGGCAAGGGCGGUGAUGGGGAGGAGUCGGCGGAGUGGUUCAAUAUGCUCCUCAGCCAGGUGAUCCAGACCUAUCGUUCCAAGCUGCGAGACGACCUCUCUGGUCCCGAAGGCGACGAAGUCGCACGCAGACGUAUAGAAGAAUUCGCCAAUAAAGUACGACCUACAGGCUUCCUAGACGCAAUAAAGAUACACUCUGUAAACCUCGGCUCAUCCGCCCCGAAACUCACCUCCGCUCGCCUUCACCACCCACCACCCACCGCAGCCACAAGCAAAUCUCCACUUCCUCAACCCGCCACCGCUCACUUCAAUAUGACCUACACGGACAGCAUCUCCGUCGCCCUCUCCACCGCCUGCCUCUUCAACUACCCGUUCGACGGCUUCGCUCGCCUGCCCGUAUCCCUCGUCAUCGAGCUUGUGAUAUUCGAGUCUCCCAUCACCCUCACCGCCCCCAUCCCCAGCCAUCCCUCUCCCACACUGACCAUCUCCCUUCCUCCGUACCCUGCUCCUUCGCAAGGGUUCACCAUCAAGCUGAAAACGAGCUCCCUGUUGGGCAGCCGUGCUAAAUUGGUCGACGUCCCCAAGGUAGGGGAGCUGAUUGAGAUGCAGGUCCGGAGGCUCCUUGCCGAAAGGGGGACGUUCAAGGUCGUCCUGCCGGGCCUGGGGACCGUGCAAGAAGCAAAAGAAGAACUUAAGAAAGAGAAGGAAAUGCAGGGGUACGCUUAG